Diospyros lotus (date-plum) is the source of this 3352-nucleotide messenger RNA. RefSeq lists its product as uncharacterized. Bases 609 to 2819 code for a protein of 736 amino acids. Gene Ontology annotation, molecular function: zinc ion binding. The transcript has 7 exons. The record is from RefSeq and is a predicted model, not a curated record. Lineage: Eukaryota; Viridiplantae; Streptophyta; Magnoliopsida; Ericales; Ebenaceae.
CCCUAAAAUCAAAUACGAAGACGGAAACGAACGAAACCGAAAGCAAAAUCCCUGCCCCACGCCCCCGAUUGGACGCGCAAUCGAAACCCUAAACCCCCUGUUUUGGAUUCGCUUGGUCCAACCUUGCGAACUUCGUUAUCUGGUUUUCACUGUCUUGGUAUUGCGGAGGCCGCGUGUUCUUAUCCCCUGACGGACGUAGACGAAAUGAAUUGAAGCCAGUUGCAGCAAGCUGUAGAGAAGAAUUUGACAAGAAAUAAAGAACUGGAAUUUGAAUUGUAAGAAGUUGCGGAUGAGAGAUGAGGAUGCUAGAAUAUCAUUCUCACCCAGCCUGAAUCCUGAAACCCUGAACCCCAAAUCUCAAAGACGGAAACCCUCCCUCACCGCCUCUCGGCAUCACCUCCCUCUCUCCGUCCGGCGGCGUUCGUGUUCCGCUUGGGACUCUGGGUUUCGGUUUGGACUGCCUCGAAUCCCUCUCUCCGACUCUGUCAUCCCUUUCGCCCCUGGACUCCCUCUGUUCAACUCCCACUCUUGCUGUGGCUCUCCAUCGGCUCUCACCCUCUCACAGAAUCGCGUCUUUCUGAGUCUACUAUGAGUUAUACUGGGAAUGAAUGACGACUUGGCUCUUCAACAAUUCAACUGGUGAACAGGUAGGGAUAUUGAACCUUAUGGAUAUAAUUGAAUCCAUCCUCAAUAUUCCUGUGCAAGAUCCACCAGAGGAGGAGUUCUCUUCAGCUGACUUGGAUUGGUCAAAGUUUGGAACUGCUGAGCGUCAUGAUGAUGUAGCACUUAUUCCAUAUGAAAGAGUUGAUGCAUUCAUUAUUGGAGAGUGCUCUAACCUAGAAUCACCAACACGAUUCCAUAUUGAGAGGGGAAGAAAACGGUCAAAAGGAAGCUUAAAGGAGUACAAGAGCGAUGAGUAUUUGGAGUAUAGGCUGUACUGGUGUUCCUUUGGUCCUGAAAAUUAUGGGGAAGGUGGAGGUAUUUUACCAAGCCGAAGAUAUCGGCUCAACACCCGAAACCGUGCUGCCAGACCUCAAUCUAUGAGGGGAUGCACAUGCCAUUUCGUAGUGAAACGGCUGUAUGCUCGCCCAUCGCUUGCACUUAUUAUAUAUAAUGAUAGGCGCCAUGUAAACAAGGCAGGUUUUGUCUGUCAUGGGCCACUUGAUCGAGAUGCAAUUGGUCCUGGUGCUAAGAAAAUUCCGUACAUAUGUAAUGAAAUUCAACAGCAAACUAUGUCUAUGAUCUAUCUGGGCAUUCCUGAGGAAAAUGUAUUGGAGAAGCACAUUGAGGGGAUACAGCGGUAUUGUGGUUCAGAUGCAAAAGUAAAUAGCCUUGCUUCUCAGUAUGUCCACAAACUUGGCAUGAUUAUCAAACGGUCUAGCCAUGAGUUGGAUCUAGAUGAUCAGGCUAGCAUUAGACUGUGGCUUGACCGCAAUAAGAAAUCUGUAUUCUUUUAUCAGGAUGGAUCAGAAGCUGAUCCAUUUAUCCUGGGGAUUCAAACUGAAUGGCAAUUGCAACAAAUGGUACGUUUUGGCCAUCACAGUCUUAUGGCAGCUGAUUCAACUUUUGGAAUAAAGAGGCUUAAGUACCCCUUGUGCACUCUUCUUGUUUUUGAUUCAAGACAACAUGCACUCCCUGUUGCGUGGGUCAUUACACGUAGCAUUGCAAAGCAUGAUGUGUCAAAAUGGAUGAAAGCUUUACUAGACCGUGUUCGUGCCUUGGACCCCGGCUGGAAGAUCAAUGGGUUUUUGAUUGAUGAUGCAGCAGCAGAGAUUGAUCCUAUAAGGGAGACGUUUUCUUGUCCUAUCCUGUUCUCCCUUUGGCGGGUUCGUAGAUCAUGGUUGCGGAACAUUGUCAAGAGAUGCAGUAGCAUCAAAGUCCAGCGAGAGAUUUUCAAACGCCUUGGACAAAUAGUAUAUGGCAUUUGGCAUGGAGUGGAUUCUUUGGUUGCAUUAGACGAAUUAACCCAAGAUUUUAUUGACCAAACAAACUUUGUGCAAUACUUCAAGGCCUCUUGGGUGCCUAAGAUUGAAAUGUGGCUUUCCACAAUGAGAACCCUUCCUCUUGCAAGCCAGGAGGCAGCUGGUGCCAUAGAAGCAUAUCAUGUAAAGCUGAAAGACAAACUAUAUGACGAUUCACCUCUUGGGGCACUCCAGAGAGUAGAUUGGUUAGUGCACAAGCUGACAACGGAGUUGCACUCAAGCUAUUGGCUUGAUCGGUAUGCAGAUGAAAGCGACUCCUUCCAAAAUCUCAAGGAGGAAUAUAUUGCAUCUACCUCAUGGCACCGGGCAUCUCAAAUUCCUGAUUCUGCUGUCAUCUUGGAUGAUAAGGACCACCUGUUUGCCAAGGUGGUGAGCCAAAAAGACAGCAGUAUCACACAUUUAGUAUGGAAUCCUGGAUCAGAAUUUGCUUGUUGCGAUUGUUCUUGGUCAAUGCAGGGAAAUCUUUGCAAGCAUGUCAUAAAGGCAAAUAUGAUCUGCGAAGAUCGGCAAGGCUAUCAAGCAUCCAUGUCAUAUCAAUCAUUUAAGGAGAUAUUAAUGAAUCUGUGGAAACGACCAACUGAUGAUUCAGUUGCGCUGGAUCUAUCAAUGGCCUGGACGCACCAAAUGCUUGACCAAAUUCAGAAACUUGUUGAACUGAACAGUUCCAGUGAUAUUGGAUUUGUAGUAAAUAAUUUGCCGCUGAAAUGGGUUGCUAAGAAAAGUAGAACAUCUAUUGGCAAGCCUCCUUCCUCCUUGGCCGUGUCAUCUAUCUCGAGGAGCAUUCCUGUUCCACGCAAGAAGAAUCGAAAGAGGAAGAGAUUAUCGCGAUUGAGAUGACAACUUAAGUAGGUAAAGAUCAGACCUUUCUCUGUCGGAUCCAUCUUACAACACAUGCAAUAUGCUUAGAAGGCGAAGUAUAUUACAUUCCAGUCUGAUUUUGUUACUGGAAAUCUUGCUACUCAUCAACUGGAGAGAUGUUUGAUCAACCGCCAGGUCAGGUAUAUGCAGCAGCAGUGAUACCCAAUCUGUAUAUUUCUGGAGAGUAGUGAGCCAAGGCAUGUUAGAUAUAUUACAAGCUUGCAUUUCUGGCACAUGGCCGGGCGAAUUGGAAGGUAAAUACUUUGCGGGAGGAGGUAGCUGUUAAAAGAGUCAUCUUGGGCCUCAUGUAAUGAUGCUCGGCAAUUAUCAUGGCCCUGAUUUCAUGGAUUUUUCAUUCUUUUGACAUUUUCACCGAGGCAUCUUCCUCCUUGUACAAGUUUUUUGUUAGAAAUAGCAUGGAAAAUGUCCCCUUUCCUAUGUUUAAAUUAAUGUUAAUAAUCAUGUUUUAUAGUUUUGCAUUAUGGAUAACAUUUACAGGCAGGUUUGUCGAA